Molecule: messenger RNA, 1659 nt
Organism: Rasamsonia emersonii CBS 393.64
Lineage: Eukaryota; Fungi; Ascomycota; Eurotiomycetes; Eurotiales; Trichocomaceae
Product: 1,3-beta-glucan synthase
Exons: 2
Coding region: 1-1659 (552 amino acids)
Biological process (GO): regulation of fungal-type cell wall biogenesis; cell wall biogenesis
Cellular component (GO): mating projection tip
Source: RefSeq, a predicted model, not a curated record
AUGCCUCCCGUGACCUCGUCUAUCACUUCGGCAUGGCGCUCGUUCUGGCAUACUAUGACCUCUAAUGACCGACAUGCCUCCCACGACUCCCCUUAUCGCACCGGUCAACAUGUGCCUCUCAGCCAGAGUCGCCAUGCUCCCCUGACCUCCGUUGUCACCAGUGCCGCCGAAUCUCACCCGGACCUGACCACCCCCUUUGAGGAAGAAGAGAACCACAAAGGCUCCUUGAGUUCCAACUCCAAUGGCUGGCCUGGCUCUCCUGGCGGCCCUGGAUCCCCGACCCAACCAUAUUCCCCCGGGAUGAGAUCCCUGACCUCCCAAAAGCGAAGAUCGAAUGAUCAAUCUGCACCGGACGGAGCUGGUCCGGGCGAGAUCCAGAUGCAAAGUUUCCAUGAUGGUGCUCCUCCGCCUCCCCCCGUCUCUCACUCUUGGGCCAAGAUCGACCGCUGGGCGGAGAAGAACUACGAGGAACUUUACGAUCAGCUAGGAGAAGGCUGUACCCUGAACGAUGUCAACGAGCUAGAACACGAGCUGGAUUGCAGCCUCCCUCUCGAGGUGCGAGAGUCCCUACAGAUCCACGAUGGCCAGGAGCGAGGCGGCCUGCCCACCGGCAUCAUUUUCGGCUGCAUGCUUCUCGACUGCGAGGAGAUUGUUCAAGAAUGGAAGAAUUGGCGCACCGUCAACGAGUCGUUUUUCAACAAUAUCCCAUCGCAACCCCCGUCGAAGAGUGGGUCAUCAUCGGCCGGGCCGUCUCACCAGGCCUCCAACCCCAUGUGGAGACAGGAGCUCCUUGAACGACAAGAUUCGCAGCCUCCAGGCGCCGUCCAGAAGGCCUACGCACACCCCGGUUGGAUUCCUCUCGCGCGUGACUGGGGUGGGAACAACAUCGCCGUCGAUCUGGCUCCGGGACCGACUGGGAAAUGGGGCCAGGUUAUCAUCUUUGGACGCGACUACGACUGCAAGUACGUGGUCGCCCGCUCAUGGGCGGCGUUUCUCGCCAUCGUCGCGGACGACAUCACGAGUAACAAGGUCUUCGUGGAUGAAGAAACGGGCGAGCUCAAGUUGAAGGAAUUCCCAAAUCAAAACGUGGAGCCUCCCUAUCUGGAGAUCCUGCGGUGGAGAGUGGAUCAGAAAUACGGUCGACGACCGCCGCGGCGGAAGCCUGCCAACGGCUUGGGUCUCAGUACCGGUCCUGGGAAAGCCCGUGAUUCCCCGUACGGGAGUCCGACCCCCGGUGAGGAACGGGGAAGAUCCCCUCACCGUUUCUCGAAUCGUGGACCGAAUCAGAGCCCCAAGACGCCAUUUGCGAUAUCUAGUCCCCUUGCGCGCGUGACGGAAGAGGCUUCCAGUCCCGUUAAUGCUACAUCUUCUGGAGAUGACAAGGCUCAAGAUUCGGCGACCAAGGAGCCGGAGAAGACGUCGCAGGGCGAUGAUCUUCUCGAAAUGGCAACAUCCGAUGCCCAAGGCAAAGAUAACGGCGACAGUUCGUCCCAGGAAAAGACCCAGGACAAGGUCAAAGAGCAGGAGCAGGAGCAGGAGCAGGAGCCCAAACAGGACGAAGUCGUUUCAGAAAAGGUCGUCGAGAAGGAAGCCAAGCUAGAGUCUUCCACGGGCCUGGAUACGGAGAACUUGGGGGAGAUGAAAACAGUGGCGAUUUGA